Drechmeria coniospora is the source of this 1443-nucleotide messenger RNA. RefSeq names its product amino acid transporter. Gene Ontology annotation, molecular function: amino acid transmembrane transporter activity. The coding region runs from base 1 to 1443 and encodes 480 amino acids. The transcript is spliced from 2 exons. Gene Ontology annotation, cellular component: vacuolar membrane. NCBI's taxonomy places the organism in Eukaryota, Fungi, Ascomycota, Sordariomycetes, Hypocreales, Ophiocordycipitaceae. The record is from RefSeq and is a predicted model, not a curated record. Gene Ontology annotation, biological process: amino acid transmembrane transport.
AUGGAUCCCGCCGCAGCGAAACGCCCGGCCUCGACGUCGUCGACGCACGCCGGCGGGCCGGAGCUGUUCGGCAAGACCGACGACCUGGCUCUGAGAGACAUGUCGGACAAUGAUGCCGUUGCUGAAACGAGCGACGAGAUGAACCAGGACCGCAUGAAGCAUGCCGCCGCCCAGGGCAACGCCCACUUCCACCGUCUGGGCUGGAAGCGCCUCGCCGUCGUCACCAUCGUCGAGGCCAUCGCCCUCGGCGCCCUCAGCUUGCCGAAAGCCUACAGCAUCCUCGGCAUGUUCCUCGGCGUCUUCCUCACCAUUGGCCUCGGCUUCAUCGCCAUCUUCACGAGCUACCUCGUCGGCCAGGUCAAGUUGGCCUACCCCGACGUCUCCCAUUACGCCGACGCCGGAAGGCUUCUCUUCGGUCGCGUUGGCUACGAGGUCUUCGGCGCCGCCCUCGUGCUCGAGCUCAUGAUGGUCGUCGGAUCGCACGCCCUUACCGGCAGCAUCGCCCUGCAAAACAUCAGCGGAAGCGGCAUCUGCUCCAUUGCCUUCUCCUGCAUCUCGGCCAUCAUCCUCCUCAUCCUCGCCAUCCCGCCCUCCUUCACCGAAGUCGCCAUCCUUGGCUACAUCGACUUCGCCUCCAUCGCGGCGGCGGUCGCCAUCACCAUCAUCGCCACCGGUGUUCAGGCCGCCGACGCCCCUGGCGGCCUCCCCGCCGUCGCCUGGUCCGCCUGGCCCAAGAGCAACGUCUCCUUCUCGGAGGCCUUUGUCGCCGUCAGCAACAUCAUCUUCGCCUUCAGCUUCGCCAUCGGCCAGUUCUCCUUCAUGGACGAGAUGCACACCCCCAAUGACUACAUGAAGUCCAUCUGGGCAUCCGGCGUCGUCCAGAUCGUCAUCUACACUCUGACUGGCGCCCUCUGCUACGCCUUCAUCGGGCCCGACGUCCAGUCGCCUGCGCUCCUCUCGGCGGGGCCCCUCAUCUCCAAGAUCGCCUUUGGCGUUGCCCUGCCCGUCAUCUUCAUCUCCGGCUCCAUCAACUCGACCGUUGCACUUCGCUACCUCCACGGCCGGCUCUGGAAGACGUCGAUCAAGCAAUACAUCAACACGCCCUCCGGAUGGGCAGCCUGGAUCGGCCUCUUGACCGCCUUUACCAUCAUUGCCUGGAUCUUCGCCGAGGCCAUUCCCAUCUUCAACGACCUGCUCUCCCUCGCUUCCGCCCUCUUCGUCUCCGGCUUCUCCUUCUGGAUCCCGGCCAUCAUGUGGUUCCUCUUGCUGUGCAAGGGCAAGUGGUUCGCCCGCGAAAAUCUCCUCAUGAGCGUUGGCAGCAUCGUCUCCUUCAUCAUCGGUGCCGUCACGCUCGUCGCCGGCACCUACGCGACCAUUGUCGAUAUUAACAUGAUCACUUCCAAGGGCACCGCACACCGCCCCUUUACUUGUCGAACGCCAUAG